CUUAAUUAGCCCGCAUAACCGGAUACUAGAAAUUAGUUAAACUUUGACGGGAUUCAUUUAUGAGGAAUAAACUGAAGGUUUCCAAAUUCAAACUAUCUGUACCAGUCAUUUGCCCUUAGCUACCGUAAUGGCGGACGAUCAAGAUAAGAACUCAUUGACCGGUGAAAAUGUUGGGGAGGAGAACCAGCAACCGGAGAUCCCAGAAAAUGUACAGAAAAUAAUCAAUGCUGAGAAAGAGGCCGAGGGCUUGCCUGCAAAGAGACCCAAGGUGGACCUACAGUCUCUGCCCACUCGGGCCUACCUAGACCAAACUGUUGUUCCAAUACUUUUACAGGGAAUGUCUGUUUUAGCUAAAGAAAG
Messenger RNA from Ruditapes philippinarum (Manila clam), 360 nucleotides. Its product is annotated as protein dpy-30 homolog. Gene Ontology annotation, cellular component: Set1C/COMPASS complex. The record is from RefSeq and is a predicted model, not a curated record. NCBI's taxonomy places the organism in Eukaryota, Metazoa, Mollusca, Bivalvia, Venerida, Veneridae.